AUGGGUAUAAGCAGAACUCAAAAGUCCAGUAAUGGAGUUUCUACAAGAUGGGUUUCUCUCUUCUGCAUUGCCAGUUUCUUCUUGGGUGUUCUUUUUAUUAACAGGUUUUGGGCUAUACCUGAUCCAGCUGAAAUGGACGAGGAAGCUUCAUCUGUGAAGAAGGAUCAAUUAACAGCAGAUCAUCCCACAGUUAAUUGUGAGAAGCAGGAGACUGCUGUUGCUGUUCGUGCAGGAGACAUCCUUUCCCAGGUUUCUCAAACUCAUGAUGUAAUCAUGACACUGGACAAAACAAUCUCCUCACUGGAGAUGCAGCUAGCUUCAGCAAGAGCUGCAAAAGUUGUCGAUGAGGAUGGAUCUCCGAUGGUCACAAAAUCAGGAACCGAGCAUUUGAAGAAGCGACCAAAAGUUUUCUUUGUUAUGGGAAUAAUGACUGCAUUCAGCAGCAGGAAGCGAAGGGACUCGAUUAGAGAAACUUGGAUGCCCAAAGGAGAGGAGUUAAAGAAGUUGGAAACAGAGAAGGGUAUUAUAAUACGGUUCGUUAUAGGACACAGUGCAUCUCCAGGUGGUGUUUUGGAUCGUGCCAUUGAAGCUGAAGAGGAUCAAAACAAGGAUUUCCUCAGAUUGAAUCAUGUAGAAGGUUAUCAUGAAUUGUCAUCAAAAACACAAAUAUAUUUUUCAACAGCUGUUGCUACAUGGGAUGCUGACUUCUAUAUCAAAGUUGAUGAUGAUGUACACAUAAAUCUUGGCAUGGUCGGAUCUACCUUGGCCCGUCAUAGAUCAAAGCCUCGUGUUUAUAUGGGUUGUAUGAAGUCUGGACCUGUACUAGCACAGAAAGGGGUCAAGUAUCAUGAACCAGAAUAUUGGAAAUUUGGUGAGGAGGGGAACAAGUAUUUUCGGCAUGCAACAGGGCAAAUCUAUGCAAUUUCUAAAGAUUUAGCUACCUAUAUCUCAGUAAAUCGACACAUACUUCAUAGAUAUGCAAAUGAAGACGUUUCCUUGGGCUCUUGGUUUAUUGGUCUCGACGUUGAGCACAUUGAUGAUCGAAGUCUCUGCUGUGGGACUGCACCUGAUUGUGAGUGGAAAGCACAGGCUGGGAAUCCGUGUGCUGCAUCAUUUGAUUGGACCUGCAGUGGCAUCUGUAAGUCUGUGGAAAGGAUGGAGGAAGUACACCAGCGAUGUGGGGAAGGUGAUGGAGCCAUCUGGCAUACAACUGUUGGUUUAGACAACGCCAUCUGCCCAAUUUUUGCUGUCGAUGCCUCGGACAGUUGGUACAUGAUUAAAUUAAUUACUUCACAUACAGAUUGUCAAGCCAGGAAAAGAAAUAUGGUGAAAAUCUUGUAG
This is a messenger RNA of Dovyalis caffra, 1341 nucleotides long. The record is from the annotation of a GenBank genome assembly. Lineage: Eukaryota; Viridiplantae; Streptophyta; Magnoliopsida; Malpighiales; Salicaceae.